UCAUCAACUGAAACUACUCCAGCUCCAACAACUACAGAGACCACAGGUCCCUCAACAACCACAGAGUCUACAAGCUCAGAAACCACAGUUCCUAUGAGUACAACUGCAGAAACAACAUUACCCUCAUCAACUGAAACUACUCCAGCACCAAUUACAGAGACCACAGGUCCCUCAACAACCACAGAAUCAAUAAAUUCAGAAACAACAUUACCCUCAUCAACUGAAACUACUCAAGCACCAACAACUACGGAGACCACAGUUCCCUCAACAACCACAGAAUCCACAACUACAGAAAUAAAAACAGUUCCUUCCAGUACAACUUCAGAAACAACAUUACCCUCAUCAACUGAAACAACUCCAGCACCAACAACUACAGAGACCACAGCUCCCUCAACAACCACAGAGUCUACAACCUCAGAAAUAACAGUUCUUUUGAGUACAACUGCAGAAACAACAUUACCCUCAUCAACUGAAACUACUCCAGUACCAACUACAGAUACCAUAGCUCCCUCAACAACCAAAGAAUCUAUAACUUCAGAAACAACAGUUCUUUUGAGUACAACUACAGAAACAACAUUACCCUCAUCAACUGAAACUACUCCAGUAACAACAACUACAGAGACCAUAGCUCCCUCAACAGCCACAGAAUCUACAACCUCAGAAACAACAGUUCCUUCGAGUACAACUGCAGAAACAACAUUACCCUCAUCAACUGAAACUAGUCCAGUAACAACAACUACAGAGACCAUAGUUCCCUCAACAACCACAGAAUUAACAUUACCCUCAACAACUGAAACUACCACAGCACCAACUACAGAGACCAUAGCUCCCUCAACAACCACAGAAUCUACAACUUCGGAAACAACAUUACCCUCAUCAACUGAAACUACUCCAGCACCAACAACUACAGAGACCACAGGUCCCUCAACAACCACAGAGUCUACAACCUCAGAAACAACAGUUCCUUUAAGUACAACUGCAGAAACAACAUUACCUUCAACUGAAACAACUCCAGCACCAACAGCUACAGAGACCACAGGUCCCUCAACAACCACAGAGUCUACAACUUCAGAAACAACAGUUCCUUCGAGUACAACUGCAGAAACAACAUUACCCUCCACAGAAUCUACAACUUCAGAAACAACAACAGUUGCUUCCAGUACAACCUCAGAAACAACAGUUCCUUUAAGUACAACUGCAGAAACAACCUUACCUUCAUCAACUGAAACAACAACAGCAGAAACAACUACAGAGACCACAGUUCCCUCAACAACCACAGAAUCUACAACUUCAGAAACAACAACAGUUCCUUCCAGUACAACUUCAGAAACAGCAUUACCCUCAUCAACUGAAACUACUCCAGCACCAACUACAGAGACCAUAUCUCCCUUAACAACCACAGAAUCUGCAACCUCAGAAAUAACAGUUCCUUUGAGUACAACUGCAGAAACAACAUUACCCUCAUCAACUGAAACUACUCCAGCACCAACUACAGAUAUCAUAGCUCCCUCAACAACCACAGAAUCUAUAACUUCAGAAACAACAGUUCUUUUGAGUACAACUACAGAAACAACAUUACCCUCAUCAACUGAAACUACUACAGUAACAACAACUACAGAGACCAUAGUUCCCUCAACAACCACAGAAUCAACAUUACCCUCAUCCUCAACAACCACAGAGUCUACAACCUCAGAAACAACAGUUCCUUUAAGUACAACUGCAGAAACAACAUUACCUUCAUCAACUGAAACUACUCCAGCACCAACAACUACAGAGACCACAGGUCCCUCAACAACCACACAGCCUACAACCUCAGAAACAACAGUUCCUUUGAGUACAACUGCAGAAACAACAUUACCCUCAUCAACUGAAACUACUCCAGUGACAACAACUACAGAGACCAUAGCUCCCUCAACAACCAGAGAAUCUACAACCUCAGAAACAACAGUUCCUUUGAGUACAAUGGCAGAAACAACAUUACCAUCAUCAACUGAAACUACUCCAGUAACAACAACUACAGAGACCAUAGCUCCCUCAACAACCACAGAAUCAACAGUACCCUCAUCAACUGAAACUAUUCCAGCACCAACUACAGAGACCAUAGCUCCUACAACUUCUGAAACAACAUUACCCUCAUCAACUGAAACUACUCCAGCACCAACUACAGAGACCAUAGCUCCCUCAACAACCACAGAGUCUACAACUUCAGAAACAACAGUUCCUUCGAGUACAACAGCAGAAACAACAUUACCUUCAUCAACUGAAACAACUCCAGCAGAAACAACUACAGAGACCACAGUUCCCUCAACAACCACAGAAUCUACAACUUCAGAAACAACAACAGUUCCUUCCAGUACAACUGCAGAAACAACAUUAGCCUCAUCAACUGAAACUACUCCAGCUUCAACAACUACAGAGACCACAGGUCCCUCAACAACCACAGAGUCUACAAGCUCAGAAACCACAGUUCCUAUGAGUACAACUGCAGAAACAACAUUACCCUCAUCAACUGAAACUACUCCAGCACCAACUACAGAGACCACAGGUCCCUCAACAACUACAACUGCAGAAACAACAUUACCUUCAACUGAAACAACUCCAGCACCAACAGCUACAGAGACCACAGGUCCCUCAACAACCACAGAGUCUACAACUUCAGAAACAACAGUUCCUUCAACUACAACUUCAGAAACAACAACAGUUGCUUCCAGUACAACCUCAGAAACAACAGUUCCUUUAAGUACAACUGCAGAAACAACCUUACCAUCAUCAACUGAAACAACAACAGCAGAAACAACUACAGAGACCACAGUUCCCUCAACAAACACAGAAUCUACAACUUCAGAAACAACAACAGUUCUUUCUUCAGAAACAGCAUUACCCUCAUCAACUGAAACUACUCCAGCACCAACUACAGAGACCAUAUCUCCCUUAACAACCACAGAAUCUGCAACCUCAGACAUAACAGUUCCUUUGAGUACAACUGCAGAAACAACAUUACCCUCAUCAACUGAAACUACUCCAGCACCAACUACAGAUAUCAUAGCUCCCUCAACAACCACAGAAUCUAUAACUUCAGAAACAACAGUUCUUUUGAGUACAACUACAGAAACAACAUUACCCUCAUCAACUGAAACUACUACAGUAACAACAACUACAGAGACCAUAGUUCCCUCAACAACCACAGAAUCAACAUUACCCUCAUCAACUGAAACUACUCCAGCACCAACUACAGAGACCAUAGCUCCCUCAACAACCACAGAAUCUACAACUUCAGAAACAACAUUACCCUCAUCAACUGAAACUACUCCAGCACCAACAACUACAGAGACCACAGGUCCCUCAACAACCACAGAGUCUACAACCACAGAAACAACAGUUCCUUUAAGUACAACUGCAGAAACAACAUUACCUUCAUCAACUGAAACAACUCCAGCACCAACUACAGAGACCACAGGUCCCUCAACAACCACAGAGUCUACAACCUCAGAAACAACAGUUCCUUUAAGUACAACUGCAGAAACAACAUUACCUUCAUCAACUGAAACAACUCCAGCACCAACUACGGAGACCACAGGUCCCUCAACAACCACAGAGUCUACAACUUCAGAAACAACAGUUCCUUCGAGUACAACUGCAGAAACAACAUUACCCUUAUCAACUGAAACUUCUCCAUCACCAACUACAGAGACCAUAGCUCCCUCAACAACCACAGAAUCAACAUUACCCUCAUCAACUGAAACUACUCCAGCAACAUCUACAGAGACCAUAGCUCCCUCAAAAACCACAGAAUCUACAACUUCAGAAACAACAACAGUUGCUACCAGUACAACCUCAGAAACAACAGUUUCUUUAAGUACAACUGCAGAAUCAACAUUACCCUCAUCAACUGAAACAACUCAAGCAGAAACAACUACAGAGACCACAGUUCCCUCAACAACCACAGAAUCUACAACUUCAGAAACAACAACAGUUCCUUCCAGUACAACUGCAGAAACAACAUUACCCUCAUCAAUUGAAACUACUUCAGCACCAACUACAGAGACCAUAUCUCCCUUAACAACCACAGAAUCUGCAACCUCAGAAAUAACAGUUCCUUUGAGUACAACUGCAGAUACAACAUUACCCUCAUCAACUGAAACUACUCCAGUAACAACAACUACAGAGACCAUAGCUCCCUCAACAAUCACAGAGUCUACAACCUCAGAAACAACAGUUCCUUUAAGUACAACUGCAGAAACAACAUUACCUUCAUCAACUGAAACAACUCCAGCAGAAACAACUACAGAGACCACAGUUCCCUCAACAACCACAGAAUCUACAACUUCAGAAACAACAACAGUUCCUUCCAGUUCAACUUCAGAAACAUUACCCUCAUCAACUGAAACUACUCCAGCACCAACUACAGAGACCAUAGCUCCCUCAACAAGAACAGAGACUACAACCUCAGAAACAACAGUUCCUUUGAGUACAACUGCAGAAACAACAUUACCCUCAUCGACCUCAGAAACAACAGUUCCAUUGAGUACAACUGCAGAAACAACAUUACCCUCAUCAACUGAAACUACUCCAGCACCAAUUACAGAGACCAUAGCUCCCUCAACAACCUCAACAACCACAGAAUCUACAACUUCAGAAACAACAACAGUUCCUUCCAGUACAAAUUCAGAAACAACAUUACCCUUAACAACUGAAACUACCCAGGCAUCAUUAACUGAAACAACACAAGUUUUAAACAGAGCAUCUACAACUUUAGAAAUAACAGUUGCUUCCACUACAACCUUAGAAACAACAGUGCCUUCAACAACUGAAUAUACACCAGCACCAACUACAGAGACCAUAGCUCCCUCAACAACAACAGAAUCUACAACCUCAGAAACAACAGUUCCUUUUAGUACAACUGCAGAAACAACAUUGCCCUCAUCAACUGAAUCUACUCCAGCACCAACUACAGAGACCAUAGCUCCCUCAACAGCCACAGAAUCUGCAACCUCAGAAACAACAGUUCCUUCGAGUACAAGUUCAGAAACAACAUUACCCUCAUCAACUGAAACUACUCCAAUAACAACAACUACAGAGACCAUAGCUCCAUCAACAACCACAGAGUCUACAACCUCAGAAACAACAGUUUCUUUGAAUACAACUGCAGAAACAACAUUUCCCUCAUCAACUGAAACUUCUCCAGUACCAACAACUUCAGAGACCAUAACUCCCUCAACAACCACAGAAUCUACAACUUCAGAAACAACAACAGUUCCUUCCAGUACAACUGCAGAAACAACAUUACCCUCAUCAACUGAAACUACUCCAGUACCAACAACUACAGAAACCACAGCUCCCUCAACAACCACAGAAUCUACAACUUCAGGAACAACAUUACCUUCAUCAACUGAAACAACUCCAGCACCAACAACUUCAGAGACCAUAGCUCCCUCAACAACCACAGAAUCUAUAACUUUAGAAACAACAACAGUUCCUUCCAGUACAACUUCAGAAACAACAUUGCCCUCAUCAACUGAAACUACUCCAGCACCAACAACUACAGAGACCAUUGCUUCCUCAACAACCACAGAAUCUACAACUUCAGAAACAGCAACAGUUCCUUCCAGUACAAAUUCAGAAACAACAUUACCUUUAAAAACUGAAACUACCCAGGCAGCAGCAACUGAAACAAUACAAGUUUUAAAUACAGCAUCUACAACUUUAGAAAUAACAGUUGCUUCCACUACAACCUUAGAAACAACAGUGCCUUCAACAACUGAAACUAGACCAGCACCAACUUCAGAGACCAUAUCUCCCUCAACAACGACAGAAUCUACAACCUCAGAAACAACAGUUCCUUUUAGUACAACUGCAGAAACAACAUUAACCUCAUCAACUGAAUCUACUCCAGUUCCAACAACUACAGAGACCAUAGCUUCCUCAACAACCACAGAAUUUACAACUUCAGAAACAACAUUACCCUCAUCAACUGAAACUACUCCAGUACCAAUAAAUACAGAAACCAUAGCUCCCUCAACAACCACAGAGUCUACAACCUCAGAAACAUCAGUUCCUUUGAGCACAACUGCAGAAACAACAUUGCACUCAUCAACUGAAACUACUCCAGCACCAACUACAGAGACCAUAGCUCCCUCAACAACCACAGAAUCUGCAACCUCAGAAACAACAGUUCCUUUGAGUACAACUGCGGAAACAACAUUUCCCACAUCAACUGAAACUACUCCUGUACCAACAACUACAGAGACCAUAGCUCCCUCAACAACCACAGAAUCUACAACUUCAGAAACAACAACAGUUCCUUCCAGUACAACAUCAGAAACAACUGUACCCUUAACAACUGAAACUGCCCAAGCAUCAACAACUGAAACCACACCAUUUUUAAUCACAGAAUCUUCAACUUUAGAAAUAACAGUUGCUUCCAGUACAUCCUUAGAAACAACAGUGCCUUCGACAACUGAAACUACCCCUUCACCAACUACAGAGACCACAGUUUCCUCAACAACCACAGAAUCUGCAACAACUGUACCUGCAACUUCAGAAAUGACAGUACCCUCAACUAUUGAAACUACCCAGGCAUCAAUGUCUACAGUGUCCACACAGGCCUCAAGAGCCACAGAAUCAACAACAUCAGAAAGAACAACAGUUCCUUCAAUGGCUGAAACAACAUCUGCUACAAACCCCACAAUAGAAAGUCAAACACCGUUUGCUGCAUUUUCAACCUCUGCAGGGACUACAUCUGGGUUUACAACAGUGGAAACAACAACAGUUCCUUCCAGUACAACUUCAGAAACCACAUUGCCCUCAUCAACUGAAGUUACUCCAGCACCAACAACUACAGAAACUAUAGUUCCAUCAACAACUACAGAGUUUACAACAUUAGAAAUAACAGUUGCUUCCAGUACAACCUUAGAAACAACAGUGCUCUCAACAACUGAAACUACCCCAGUGAGAACUACAGAGACCACAGUUUCCUCAACAACCACAGAGUCUACAACAUCAAAACCAACAGUUCCUUUAACAACUACAGAGACCACAGUUUCCUCAACAACCACAGAAUCUACAAUAUCAGAAACAGCAACAGUUCCUUCCAGUACAUCUUCAGAAAUUACGGUACCCUUAACAACUGAUACUACCCAGGCAUCUAAAGCUGAAACCACACAAGUUUUAACCACAGAUUCUACAACUUUAGAAAUAACAGUUGCUUCCAGUACAACCUUAGAAACAACAGUGCCCUCAACAACUGAAACUACCCCUGCACCAACUACAGAGACCACAGUUUCCUCAACAACCACAGAGUCUACAACAUCAGAAACAACAGUUCAUUCAAGCUCAACUACAGAGACUAUAGCUCCCUCAACAACUACAGAAUCUACAACUUCAGAAACAACAACAGUUCCUUCCAGUACAACUUCAGAAACAACAUUACCCUCAUCAACUGAAACUACUCCAUUACCAACAACUACAGAGACCACAAUUCCCUCAUCAACCACAGAGUCUACAACAUCAGAAACAGCAGCAGAUCCUUCCAGUACAAUUUUAGAAAAAACGGUACCCUUAAAAACUGAAAUUACCCAGGCAUCAACAACUCAAACCACAGAAUCUACAACUUUAGAAGUAACAGUUGUUUCUAGUACAACCUUAGAAACAACAGUCCCCUCAACAACGGAAACUACCCCAGCACUAUCUACAGAGACCACAGUUUUCUCAACAACCACAGAGUCUACAACAUCAAAAACAACAGUUACUUCAAGUACAACUUCAGAAACAUUCGCUUCAACAACUCAAAAUACCCCAGCUCCAACAACUACAGAGACCAUAGCCUCAUCAACUGAAACUACUCCAUUACCAACAAUGGCAGAGACCACAGUUCCCUCAACAACCACAGAGUCUACAACAUCAGAAACAGUAGUUCCUUCAAGUACUUCUUCAGAAACAUUAGCUUCAACAACUCAAAAUACCCCAGCUCCAACAACUACAGAGACCAUAGCUCCCUCAAUAACCACAGAAUCUACAACUUCAGAAACAACAACAGUUCCUUCCAGUACAACUUCAGAAACAACAUUACUCUCAUUAACUGAAACUACUCCAGCACCAACAAUUACUGAGACCAUAGCUCCCUCAACAACCACAGAACCUACAACUUCAGAAACAACAAUAGUUCCUUUCAGUACAACUUCAGAAACAUUACCCUCAUCAACUGAAACUAAUCCAUUACCAACAACUACAGAGACCACAAUUCACUCAACAACCACAGAGUCUACAACAUCAGAAACAGCAACAGUUACUUUCAGUACAACUUCAGAAAUAACGGUACCCUUAACAACUGAAACUACCCAGGCAUCAACAACUGAAACCACAGUUUCCUCAACAACCACAGAGUCUACAACAUCAGAAACAACAGUUACUUCAAGUAAAACUUCAGAAACAUUAGCUUCAACAUCUCAAAAUAUCCCAGCUCCAACCACUACAGAGACCACAAUUCCAUCAACAACCACAGAGUCUACACCAGAAACAGCAACAGUUCCUUCCAGUACAACUUCAGAAAUAACGGUACCCUUAACAACCCAGUCAUCAACUAUUGAAACAACACAAGUUUUAACCACAGAAUCUACAACUUUAGAAAUAACAGUUGCUUCCAGUACAACCUUAGAAACAACAGUGUCCUCAACAACUGAAACUACUCCAGCAUCAACUACAGAGACCACAGUUUACUCAACAACCACAGAAUCUACAACUUCUGAAACAACACAUCCUUCAAGCACAACUUCAGAAACAACAUUACCCUCAUCAACUGAAACAACUCCAGCACCAACAACUACAGAGACCAUAGCUCCCUCAACAACCACAGAAUCUAUAACUUUAGAAUCAACAACAGUUCCUUCCAGUACAACUUCAGAAACAACAUUGCCCUCAUCAACUGAAACUACACCAGCACCAACAACUACAGAGAUCAUAGCUCCCUCAACAAUGACAGAAUCUGCAACCUCAGAAACAACAGUUCCUUCGAGUACAACUGCAGAAACAACAUUUCCCUCAUCAACUGAAACUACUCCAGUAACUUCAGAAACAACAACAGUUCCUUCCAGUACAACUGCAGAAACAACAUUACCCUCAUCAACUGAAACUACUCCAGCACCAACAACUACAGAGACCACAGGUCCCUCAACAACCAAAGAGUCUAAAACCUCAGAAACAACAAUUCCUUUGGGUAAAACUGUAGAAACAACAUUACCCUCAUCAACUGAAACUACUCCAACACCAACAAGUACAGAGAACACAGCUCCCUCGACAACCACAGAAUCUACAACUUCUGAAACAACAACAGUUCCUUCAAGUACAAAUUCAGAAACAACAUUACCUUCAACAACUGAAACUACUCCAGCACUAACUACAGAGACCAUAGCUCCCUCAACAAGCAGAGAAUCUACAACCUCAGAAACAACAGUUCCUUUGAGUUCAACUGCAGAAACAACAUUUCCCUCAUCAACUGAAACUACUCCAGCACCAACAAGUACCGAGAGCACAGCUCCCUCAACAACCACAGAAUCGACACCUUCUGAAACAACAACAGUUCUUUCAAGUGCAACUUCAGAAACAAUAUUACCCUCAUCAACUGAAAUGACUCAAGCACCAACUACAGAGACCAUAGCUCCCUCAACAACCUCAGAAUCUACAGCCUCAGAAACAACAAUUCCUUCGAGUACAACUGCAGAAACAACAUUACCCUCAUCAACUGAAACUACUCCAAUACCAACAACUACAGAGACCAUAGCUCCCUCAACAAUUACAGAAUCUACAACUUCAGAAACAACAUUACCUUCAUCAACUGAAACUACUCCAGCACCAACAACUAUGGAGACCACAGUUCUCUCAACAACCACAGAAUCUACAACUUCAGAAACAACAGUUCCUUCAUCAACUGAAACUACUCCAGCACCAACAACUACAGAAAACACAGUUCCCUCAACAACCACAGAAUCUUCAACUUCGGAAACAACAACAGUUCCUUCCAGUACAUCUUCAGAAACAACAUUACCCUCAUCAACUGAAACUACUCCAGCACCAACAACUACAGAGACCAUAGGUCCCUCAACAAUCACAGAGUCUACAACCUCAGAAACAACAGUUCCUUCAUCAACUGAAACUACUCCAGCACCAACAACUACAGAGAACACAGUUCCCUCAACAACCACAGAAUCUUCAACUUCAGAAACAACAACAGUUCCUUCCAGUACAACUUCAGAAACAACAGUUCCCUCAUCAACUGAAACUAUUCUACUACCAACAAUUACAGAGACCAUAGCUCCCUCAACAACCACAGAAUCUACAACAUCAGAAACAAUAGUUCCUUCAAAAACUUCUUCAGAAACAUUAGCUUCAACAACUCAAAAUACCCCAGCCCCAACAACUACAGAGACCAUAGCUCCCUCAAUAACCACAGAAUCUACAACUUCAGAAACAACAACAGUUCCUUCCAGUACAACUUCAGAAACAACAUUACUCUCAUUAACUGAAACUACUUCAGCACCAACAAUUACUGAGACCAUAGCUCCCUCAACAACCACAGAAUCUAUAACUUCAGAAACAACAAUAGUUCCUUUCAGUACAACUUCAGAAACAUUACCCUCAUCAACUGAAACUAAUCCAUUACCAACAACUACAGAGACCACAAUUCCCUCAACAACCACAGAGUCUACAACAUCAGAAACAGCAACAGUUACUUUCAGUACAACUUCAGAAAUAACGGUACCCUUAACAACUGAAACUACCCAGGCAUCAACAACUGAAACCACAGUUUCCUCAACAACCACAGAGUCUACAACAUCAGAAACAACAGUUACUUCAAGUAAAACUUCAGAAACAUUAGCUUCAACAUCUCAAAAUAUCCCAGCUCCAACCACUACAGAGACCACAAUUCCAUCAACAACCACAGAGUCUACACCAGAAACAGCAACAGUUCCUUCCAGUACAACUUCAGAAAUAACGGUACCCUUAACAACCCAGUCAUCAACUAGUGAAACAACACAAGUUUUAACCACAGAAUCUACAACUUUAGAAAUAACAGUUGCUUCCAGUACAACCUUAGAAACAACAGUGUCCUCAACAACUGAAACUACUCCAGCAUCAACUACAGAGACCACAGUUUACUCAACAACCACAGAAUCUACAACUUCUGAAACAACAUAUCCUUCAAGCACAACUUCAGAAACAAUAUUACCCUCAUCAACUGAAACAACUCCAGCACCAACAACUACAGAGACCAUAGCUCCCUCAACAACCACAGAAUCUAUAACUUUAGAAUCAACAACAAAACAACAUUCAGAAACAACAACAGUUCCUUCCAGUACAACUGCAGAAACAACAUUACCCUCAUCAACUGAAACUACUCCAGCACCAACAACUACAAAGACCACAGGUCCCUCAACAACCACAGAGUCUAAAACCUCAGAAACAACAGUUCCUUUGGGUAAAACUGUAGAAACAACAUUACCCUCAUCAACUGAAACUACUCCAACACCAACAAGUACAGAGAACACAGCUCCCUCAAUAACCACAGAAUCUACAACUUCAGAAACAACAACAGUUACUUCAAGUAUUGUAUCAGAAACAAUAUUACCUUCAACAACUAAAACUACUCCAGCACUAACUACAGAGACCAUAGCUCCCUCAACAAGCACAGAAUCUACAACCUCAGAAACAACAGUUCCUUUGAGUUCAACUGCAGAAACAACAUUUCCCUCAUCAACUGAAACUACUCCAGCUCCAACAAGUACAGAGAGCACAGCUCCCUCAACAACCACAGAAUUGACACCUUCUGAAACAACAACAGUUCUUUCAAGUGCAACUUCAGAAACAAUAUUACCCUCAUCAACUGAAAUGACUCCAGCACCAACUACAGAGACCAUAGCUCCCUCAACAACCUCAGAAUCUACAGCCUCAGAAACAACAAUUCCUUCGAGUACAACUGCAGAAACAACAUUACCUUUAUCAACUGAAACUACUCCAAUACCAACAACUACAGAGACCAUAGCUCCCUCAACAACUAUAGAAUCUACAACUUCAGAAACAACAUUACAUUCAUCAACUGAAACUACUCCAAUCAUAACUUCCUCAACAACCACAGAAUCUGCAACCUCAGAAACAACAUUAACCUCAUCAACUGAAAUUACUCCAGCACCAACAACUAUUGAGACCAUAGCUCCCUCAACAACCACAGAAACUACAAUUUCAGAAACAACAACAGUUCCUUCCAAAUCUUCAACUUUAGAAAUAACAGUUGCUUCCACUACAUCCUUAGAAACAACAAUGUCUUCAACAACUGAAACUACCCCUUCACCAACUACAGAGACCACAGUUUCCUCAACAACCACAGAAUCUGCAACAACUGUACCUGCAACUUCAGAAAUGACAGUACCCUCAACUAUUGAAACUACCCAGGCAUCAAUGUCUACAGAGACCACACAGGCCUCAAGAGCCACAGAAUCAACAACAUCAGAAAGAACAACAAUUCCUUCAAACUACACAUUAUUUUCGAUCAUUCACAAUGACCUUUCCUUCUUACCUCUAAUAACAACAGUGGCUGAAACAACAUCUGUUACAAACUCCACAGUAGAAAGUCAAACACCGUUUGCUGCAUUUUCAACCUCUGCAGGGACUACAUCUGGGUUUACAACAGUGGAAACAACAGUUCCUUCCAGUACAACUUCAGAAACCACAUUGCCCUCAUCAACUGAAGUUACUCAAGCACCAACAACUACAGAAACUAUAGUUCCAUCAACAACUACAGAGUUUACAAUAUUAGAAACAACCGUUCCUUCCAGUACAACCUCAGAAACAACGUUACUCUCAUCAACUGAAACUACUCCAGCACCAACAAUUACUGAGACCAUAGCUCCCUCAACAACCACAGAAUCUACAGCUUCAGAAACAACAAUAGUUCCUUCCAAGUCUACAACGUCAGAAACAGCAACAGUUACUUCCAGUACAACUUCAGAAAUAACGGUACCCUUAACAACUGAAACUACCCAGGCAUCAACAACUGAAACCACAGUUUCCUCAACAACCACAGAGUCUACAACAUCAGAAACAACAGUUACUUCAAGUAAAACUUCAGAAACAUUAGCUUCAACAUCUCAAAAUAUCCCAGCUCCAACCACUACAGAAACCACAAUUCCAUCAACAACCACAGAGUCUACACCAGAAACAGCAACAGUUCCUUCCAGUACAACUUCAGAAAUAACGGUACCCUUAACAACCCAGUCAUCAACUAGUGAAACCACACAAGUUUUAACCACAGAAUCUACAACUUUAGAAAUAACAGUUGCUUCCAAGACCACAAUUCCCUCAACAACCAUAGAGUCUACAACGUCAGAAACAGCAACAGUUACUUCCAGUACAACUUCAAAAAUAAUGGUACCCUUAACAACUGAAACUACCCAGGCAUCAACAACUGAAACCACAGUUUCUUCAACAACCACAGAGUCUGCAACAUCAGAAACAACAGUUACUUCAAGUAAAACUUCAGAAACAUUAGCUUCAACAUCUCAAAAUAUCCCAGCUCCAACCACUACAGAGACCACAAUUCCAUCACCAACCACAGAGUCUACACCAGAAACAGCAACAGUUCUUUCCAGUACAACUUCAGAAAUAACAGUACCCUUAACAACCCAGUCAUCAACUAGUGAAACCACACAAGUUUUAACCACAGAAUCUACAACUUUAGAAAUAACAGUUGCUUCCAGUGCAACCUUAGAAACAACAGUGUCCUCAACAACUGAAGCUACUCCAGCAUCAACUACAGAGACCACAGUUCCCUCAACAACCACAGAGUCUACAACAUCAGAAACAAUAGUUCCUUCAAAAUCAACAACAGUUCCUUCCAGUACAACUUCAGAAAAAACAUUGCCCUCAUCAACUGAAACUACACCAGCACCAACAACUACAGAGACCAUAGCUCCCUCAACAAUGACAGAAUCUGCAACCUCAGAAACAACAGUUCCUUCGAGUACAACUGUAGAAACAUUAACUUCAUCAACUGAAACUACUCCAGUAACAACAACUAUAGAGAUUAUAGCUCCGUCAACAACCACAGAGUCUACAACCUCAGAAACAACAGUUUCUUUGAGUACAACUGCAGAAACAACAUUUCCCUCAUCAACUGAAACUACUCCAGUACCAACAACUACAGAGACCAUAGCUCCCUCAAUAACCACAGAAUCUACAACUUCAGAAACAACAACAGUUCCUUCCAGUACAACUGCAGAAACAACAUUACCCUCAUCAACUGAAACUACUCCAUUACCAACAACUACAGAGACCACAGGUCCCUCAACAUCUACAGAGUCUACAACGUCAGAAACAGCAACAGUUCCUUCCAGUACAACUUCAGAAACAACAUUACUCUCAUCAACUGAAACUACUCCAGCACCAACAAUUACUGAGACCAUAGCUCCCUCAACAACCACAGAAUCUACAAAUACAGAAACAACAAUAGUUCCUUCCAGUACAACUUCAGAAACAACAUUACCCUCAUCAACUGAAACUAUUCCAUUACCAACAACUACAGAGACCACAAUUCCCUCAACAACCACAGAGUCUACAACAUCAGAAACAGCAACAGUUACUUUCAGUACAACUUCAGAAAUAACGGUACCCAAAACAACUGAAUUUACACUGGCAUCAACAACUGAAACCACAGUUUACUCAACAACCACAGAGUCUACAACAUCAGAAACAACAGUUACUUCAAGUAAAACUUCAGAAACAUUAGCUUCAACAUCUCAAAAUAUCCCAGCUCCAACCACUACAGAGACCACAAUUCCAUCAACAACUACAGAGUCUACACCAGAAACAGCAACAGUUCUUUCCAGUACAACUUCAGAAAUAACGGUACCCUUAACAACCCAGUCAUCAACUAGUGAAACCACACAAGUUUUAACCACAGAAUCUACAACUUUAGAAAUAACAGUUGCUUCCAGUACAACCUUAGAAACAACAGUGUCCUCAACAACUGAAAUUACCCCAGCAUCAACUACAGUGAGCACAGUUUAUUCAACAACCACAGAAUCUACAACUUCUGAAACAACAGUUCCUUCAAGUACAACUUCAGAAACAACAUUACCCUCAUCAAAUGAAACUACUGCAGCACCAACAACUACAGAGACCACAGUUCCCUCAACAAACACAGAGUUUACAACAUCAGAAACAAUAGUUCCUUCAAGUACAUCUUCAGAAACAUUAGCUUCAACAACUCAAAAUACCCCAGCUCCAACAAUUACAGAGACCAUAGCUCCCUCAAUAACCACAGAAUCUAUAACUUCCAAAACAACAACAGUUCCUUCCAGUACAACUUCAGAAACAACAUUACCCUCAUCAACUGAAACUACGCCAGCACCAACAGCUACAGAGAACACAGCUCCCUCAACAACCACAGAAUCUACAACUUCGGAAACAACAACAGUUCUUUACAGUACAACUUCAGAAACAACAUUGCCCUCAUCAACUAAAAGUACUCCAUUACCAACAACUACAGAGACCAUAAUUUCCUCAUCAAUUACAGAGGCUACAACAUCAGAAACAGCAACAGUUCCUUCCAGUACAAUUUUAGAAACAACGGUACCCUUAACAACUGAAAUUACCCAGGCAUCAACAACUCAAACCACACAAAUUUUAACCACAGAAUCUACAACUUUAGAAGUAACAGCUGUUUCUAGUACUACCUUAGAAACAACAGUGCCCUCAACAACGGAAACUACCCCAGCACUAACUACAGAGACCACAGUUUUCUCAACAACCACAGAGUCUACAACAUCAGAAACAACAAUUACUUCAAGUACAACUUCAGAAACAUUAGCUUCAACAACUCAAAAUACCCCAGCUCCAACAACUACAGAGACCAUAGCUCCCUCAACAACCACAGAAUCUACAACUUCCAAAACAACAACAGUUCCUUCCAGUACAACUUCAGAAAAAGCAUUACCCUCAUCAACUAAAACUACCCAGCCAACUUUAGAAACAUCAAUAGGUCCUUCCAGUACAACUUCAGAAAUAAUGGUACCCUUAACAACUGAAAUUACCCAGGAAUCAUCAACUGAAACCACACAAGUUUUAACCACAGAAUCUACAACUUUAGAAUUAACAGUUGCUUCAAGCACAACUUCAGAAACAACAUUACCCUCAUCAAGUGAAACUACUCCAGCACCAACAACUACAGAGAACACAGUUCCCUCAACAACCACAGAGUCUACAACAUCAGAAACAACAGUUCCUUCAAGUACAACUUCAGAAACAUUAGCUUCAACAACUGAAAAUACCCCAGCUCCAACACCAACAGCGAUCAUAGCUCCCUCAACAAGCACAGAAUCUACAACUUCCGAAACAACAACUGUUCCUUCCAGUACAACUUCAGAAACAACAUUACCCUCAUCAACUGAAACUACUCCAGCACCACCAACUACAGAGACCAUAGCUCCCUCAACAGCCACAGAAUCUAUAACUUCAGAAACAACAACAGUUCCUUCCAGUACAACUUCAGAAAAAACAUUACCCUCAUCAACUGAAACUACCCAGCCAUCAACAACUACAGAGACCACAGUUUCCUCAACAACCACAGAGUCUACAACAUCAGAAACAAUAGUUCCUUCAAGUACAACUUCAGAAACAUUAGCUUCAACAACUGAAAUUACCCCAGCUCCAACAACUACAGAGACCAUAGCUCCCUCAACAACCACACAAUUCACAACUUUAGAAACAACAAUAGUUCCUUCUAGUACAACUUCAGAAACAACAUUACCUUCAUCAACUGAAACUACUCUAUUACCAACAAUGACCGAAACCACAGUUCCCUCAACAACCACAGAGUCAACAACUUUAGAAACAUCAAUAGUUCCUUCCAGUACAACUUCAGAAAUAAUGGUACCCUUAACAACUGAAACUACCCAGGAAUCAACAACUGAAACCACACAAGUUUUAACCACAGAAUCUACAACUUUAGAUUUAACAGUUGCUUCCAGUACAACCUUAGAAACAACUGUGCCCUCAACAACUGAAACUACUCCAGCACCAACUACAGAGACCACAGUUGCCUCAACAACCACAGAAUCUACAACUUUUGAAACAACAGUUGCUUCAAGCACAACUUCAGAAACAACAUUACCCUCAUCAAGUGAGACUACUCCAGCACCAACAACUACAGAGAACACAGUUCCCUCAACAACCACAGAGUCUACAACAUCAGAAACAACAGUUCCUUCAAGUACAACUUCAGAAACAUUAGCUUCAACAACUGAAAAUACCCCAGCACCAACAACUACAGAGAUCUUAGCUCCCUCAACAACCACAGAAUCUACAACUUCCGAAACAACAACAGUUCCUUCCAGUACAACUUCAGAAAUAACAUUACCCUCAUCAACUGAAACUACUCCAGCACCAACAACUACAGAGACCAUAGCUCCCUCAACAGCCACAGAAACUAUAACUUCAGAAACAACAACAGUUCCUUACAGUACAACUUUGGAAACAACAUUACCCUUGUCAACUGAAACUACUCCAUUACCAACAACUACAGAGACCCCAAUUCCCUCAACAACCACAGAAUCUACAACCUCAGAAACAGCAACAGUUCCAUCCAGUACAAUUUCAGAAAUAACGGUACUCUUAACAACUGAAAUUACCCAGGCAUCAACAACUCAUACCAAACAAGUUUUAACCACAGAAUCUACAACUUUAGAAGUAACAGCUGUUUCUAGUACUACCUUAGAAACAACAGUGCCCUCAACAACGGAAACUACCCCAGCACUAACUACAGAGACCAUAGUUUUCUCAACAACCACAGAGUCUAUAACAUCAGAAACAACAGUUACUUCAAGUACAACUUCAGAAACAUUAGCUUCAACAACUCAAAAUACCCCAGCUCCAACAACUACAGAGACCACAGCUCCCUCAACAACCACAGAAUCUAUAACUUCCGAAACAACAACAGUUCCUUCAAGUACAACUUCAGAAACAACAUUACCCUCAUCAUCUGAAACUACUCCAGCCCCAACAACUACAGAGAUCAUAGCUCCCUCAACGACCACAGAAUCUAUAACUUCAGAAACAAUAACAGUUCCUUCCAGUACAACUUCAGAAACAUUACCCUCAUCAACUGAAACUACUCCAUUACCAACAAUGGCAGAGACUACAGUUUCCUCAACGACCACAGAGUCUACAAAAUCAGAAACAACAGUUCCUUCAAGUACAACUUCAGAAACAUUAGCUUCAACAACUGAAAAUAUACCAGCUCCAACAACUACAGAGACCAUAGCUCCCUCAACAACCACAAAAUCUACAACUUUACAAACAACAAUAGUUCCUUCCAGUACAACUUCACAAACAACAUUAGCGUCAUCAAUUGAAAUUACUCCAUUACCAACAAUAACCGAAACCACAGUUCCCUCAACAACCACAGAGUCAACAACUUUAGAAACAACAAUAGUUCCUUCCAGUACAAUUUCAGAAAUAACGGUACCCUUGACAACUGAAACUACCCAGGCAUCAACAACUGAAACCACACAAGUUUUAACCACCGAAUCUACAACUUUAGAAUUAACAGUUGCUUCCAGUACAACCUUAGAAACAACAGUGCCCUCAACAACUGAAACUACUCCAGCACCAACUACAGAGACCACAGUUGCCUCAACAUCCACAGAACCUACAUCUUUUGAAACAACAGUUCCUUCAAGCACAACUUCAACAACUGAAACUACCCCAUCACCAACAACAGAGACCACAACAUCAGAAACAACAGUUACUUCAAGUACAACUUCAGAAACAUUAGAUUCAACAACUCAAAAUACCCCUGCUCCAACAACUACAGAGACAAUAGCUCCCUCAACAACCACAGAAUCUACAAAUUCUGAAACAACAACAGUUCCUUCAAGUACAACUUCAGAAAAAACAUUACCGUCAUCAACUGAAACUACUCCAGCGCCAACAACUACAGAGACCAUAGCUCCCUCAACAACCACAGAAUCUAUAACUUCAGAAACAACAACAGUUCCUUCCAGUACAACUUCAGAAACAUUACCCUCAUCAACUGAAACUACUCCAUUACCAAUAAUGACAGAGACCACAGUUCCCUCAACAACCACAGAGUCUACAACAUCAGAAACAGCAACAGUUCCUUCCAGUACAACUUUAGAUAUAAUGGAACCCGUAACAACUAAAACCACUCAGGCCUCAACCAUUGAAACCAUACAAGUUUUAACCACAGAAUCUACACCUUUAGAAAUAACAGUUGCUUCCAGUACAACCUUAGAAACAACAGUGCCCUCAACAACUGAAACUACUCCAGCACCAGCUACAGAGACCACAGUUUCCUCAACAACCACAGAAUCUACAACUUCCGAAACAACAACAGUUCAUUCAAGCACAACUUCGGAAACAUUUCCCUCAUCAACUGAAAGUACUCCAGCACCAACAACGACAGAGACCACAGUUCCCUCAACAACCACAGAGUCUACAACAUCAGAAACCACAACAGUUCCUUCCAGUACAAGUUCAGAGACUACGGUACCCUUAAAACCUGAAACUACCCAGGCAUCAAUAUCUGAAACCACACAAGUUUUAACCACAGAUUCUACAACUUUAGAAAUAACAGUUGUUUCCAAUACAACCUUAGAAACAACAACGCCCUCAACAACUGAAACUACCCCUGCACCAACUACAGAGACCACAAUUUCCUCUACAACCAUAGAGUCUACAACAUCAGAAACAACAGUUCCUUCAAGUACAACUUCAGAAAUAUUAGCUUCAGCAACUGAAAAUACCUCAGCUCCAACAACUACAGAGAUCAUAGCUCCCUCAACAACCACAGAAUCUACAACUUCUGAAACAACAAUAAUUCCUUCCAGUACAACUUCAGAAACAACACUACCCUUAUCAACUGAAACUACUCCAUUACCAACAACCACAGAGACCACAAUUCCAUCAACAACCACAGAGUCUACAUCAGAAACAGUAACAGUUCCUUCCAGUACAACUUCAGAAAUAACGGUACCCUUAACAACUGAAAGUACCCAGUCAUCAACUAGUGAAUCCACACAAGUUUUAACCACAGCAUCUACAACUUUAGAAAUAACAGUUGCUUCCAGUACAACCUUAGAAACAACAGUGCCCUCAACAAUUAAAACUACUCCCACACCAACUACAGAGACCUCAGUUUUCUCAACAACCACAGAGUCUAUAACAUCAGAAACAACAGUUCCUUCAAGUACAACUUUAGAAACAUUAGCAUCAACAACUGAAAAUACACCAGCUCCAACAACUGUAGAGACCAUAGCUCCCACAACAAACACAGAAUCUACAACUUCCAAAACAUCAACAACAGUUCCUUCCAGUACAACUUCAGAAACAACACUGCCCUCAUCAACUGAAACUACUCCAGCACAAACAACUACAGAGACCAUAGCUCCCUCAACAACCACAGAAUCUACAACUUCAGAAACAACUGUUCCUUUAAGUACAACUUUAGAAAAAACAUUACACUUAACAAAUGAAACUACCCAGGCAUCAACAACUGAGACCACAGAGUUUUUAACCACAGAAUUUACUACAUCAGAAACAACAGUUGUUUUCAGUACAAUUUCAGCAAUAACAGUACCCUCAACAACUGAAAGUACCCCAUCACAAACAACUAUAGAGACCCCAGUUCCCGCAACAUCCAAAGAGUCUACAACAUCAGAAAAAAUAAUAGUUCCUUCCAGUGCAACUUCAAAAACAACAUUACUAUCAACUACUGAAACUACAGCAGCACAAACAUCUACAGAGACCACUGCUCCCUCAACAAUCACAGAGACAACAACAUUAGAAACAGCAACAGUUCCUUCCAGUACAACUUCUGAAACAAUAGUGCUAACAACAACUACACAGACAUCAAGAACUACAGGGAUCACUGUUCUUUCAACAACUGAAACUACUGCAGCCUCAACAAACACAGCAUCUACAACAAUUGUACCUGCAACUUCAGAAAUGACAGUACCCUCAACUAUUGAAACUACCCAGGCAUCAACGUCUACAGAGACCACACAGGCCUCAACAGCCUCAGAAUCAACAACAUCAGAAAGAACAACUGUUCCUUCAAAGACUGAAACAACAUCGGUUACAAACCCAACAGUAGAAACUCAAACAUCGUUUCUUGCAUUUUCAACCUCUGCGGGGACUACAUCUGGGUUUACAACAGCGGAAAUAAUACAAUACUUUUUUAAAAAUCUGCUCCCUGUAAAUAAAAACUGCAUUUCAGAAAGAACAACAGUUCCUUCCAGUGCAACUUCAGAAACAAUAUUAUCAUCAAAUACUGAAUCUACCCUAAAACUAACAACUACAGAGACCACAGUUCCCUCAACAACCACAGAAUCUACAACAUCAGAAACAGCAACAGCUCUUUCCAGUACAACUUUCGAAACAACAUUAUCCUUAACAACUGAAACUACCCAGGCACUUACAACUAUAGAGAACACAGUUCCCUUGACAACCACAGAAUCUACAACUUCAGAAAUAACAAUAGUUUUUUCCAGUUCAACUUCAGAAACAACAGUACCCUCAACAACUGAAAGUACCCCAACACAAACAACUAUAGAGACCACAGUUCCAUCAACAACCACAGAGUCUACAUCAGAAACAACAAUAGUUCCUUCCAGUACAACUUUAGAAACAACAAUACCCUCAACUACUGAAACUACCCCAGCACUAACAACUACAGAGACCACAGUUCCCACAACAACUGAAAACAUAAACAUUUUAACCACAGAACCUACAACUUCAGAAACAGCUACAGUUCCUUCUAGCACAACUUUAGAAACAACAGUACCUACAAUAGCUGAAACUACCCAGGCAUCAACAACUGAGAUUCCACAGGACUUAACCACGGAGUCAACAACAUCAGAACCAAUAACAGCUACUUCCAGUACAAAUUCAGAAAUAACAUUACCAUCAAAUACAGAGACCACAGUUCCCUCAACAACUACAGAGUCUACAGGUUCAAAAACAACAACAGUUCCUUUUAGUACAACUUCAGAAACAACAUUACUUUCAACUACUGAAACUACCCCAGCACUAACAACUACAGAGAUGACAGUUCUUUCAACAACUACAGAGCUUACAACAUCGGAAACAGCAACAGUUCCUUCCAGUACAUCUUCAGAAACAACGUUACCCAUAACAACUGAAAAUACCCAGGCACUUACAACUAUAGAAAGCACAGUUUCCUCGAUGACGGAAUAUACAACUUCAGAAACGACUGUUCCUUUAAGUAUAGAAACAACAAUACCCUUAACAACUGAAACUACCCAGGCAUCAACUGAGGCUACAAAGGUUUUAACCAUAGAAUCUACAACUUCAGAAACAUUAGCUGCUUCCAGUACAACCUUAGAAACAACAAUACCCUCAUCAACUGAAACUACCCCAGCACUAACUACACAGACCACAGUUCCCUCAACAACCACAAAGUCCACUACAUCCGAAACAACAAUAGUUCCUUCCAAUACCACUUCAGAAACAACACUAACCUCAACUACCCCGGCACUAAUAACUACAGAGACCACAGUUCCCUCAACAACCACAGAGUUUACAUCAGAAUCAGCAACAGUUCCUUCCAGUAAAACUUCAGAAAUAACAGUACCCUUAACAACUGAAACUACCCAGACAUCAACAACUGAAAUCACACAAGUUUUAACCACAGCAUCUACAACUUCAGAAACAACAACAGUUCCUUCCAGUACAACUUCAGAAACAACAGAACCCCUAACAACUGAAACUUCAGCAACUACAGAGAGCACAGUUCCCUCCACCAUUGAGACCACACAGGAAACAACCACAGAGUCUACAACAUUAGUAACUAUUCUGUUCAUUACAAUGACAGAAACAAUAUUACUUUCAUCAACUGAAACUAGUCCAGUGCCAACAACUACAGAGACCACAGUUCCCUUGACAACCACAGAGUCACCAACAUCAGAAACAACAACAGUUCCCUCCAGUACAACUUCAAAAACUACAUUACCCUUAACAACUGAAACUACACAGACACUUACAACUAUAGAGAGCACACUUCCCUUGACAUCAACAGAAUCUACAACUUCAGAAACAACUGUUCCUUUAAGUACAACUUUAGAAACAACAAUACCCUUAACAACUGAAACUAUCCAGGCAUCAACAACUGAGACUACAGAGUUCUUAACCACAGAAUCUACGACAUCAGAAAAAACAGUUGUUUUCAGUACAAUUUCAGAAACAACAGUACUCUCAACAACUGAAAGUACCCCAUCACAAACAACUAUAGAGACCACAGUUCCCUUAACAACCAUAGAGUCUGCAACAAAAACAACAAUAGUUCCUACCAGUACAACUUCAGAAAUAAAAAUACCCACAAUUACUGAAACUACCCCACCACUAACAACUACAGAGACCAUGGUUCCCUCAACAACCACAGAGUCUACAACAAUAGAAACAGCAACAGUUCCCUCCAGUACAACUUCAGAAAUAAUGGUACCUACAACAGCUGAAACUACCCAGGCAUCAACAACUGAGGUUACACAGGUCUUAACCACAGAGUCAACAACAUCAGAACCAAAAACAGUUACUUCCAGUACAAAUUCACAAAUAACUUUACCCUCAACUACAGAGACCACAGUUCCCUCAACAACCACAGACUUUACAACUUCAGAAACAACAACAGUUCCUUUUAGUACAACUUCAGAAACAAUAUUAGCAGCAACUACUGAAACUACCUCAGCACUAACAACUACAGAGACGACAAUUCUCUCAACAACCACAGAGUCUACAAUGUCAGAAACGGCAACAGUUCCUUCCAGUACAACUUCAGAUAAAAUGUUACCCAUAACAACUGAAACUACUCAGGUACUUACAACUGUAGAAAGCACUGUUUCCUCGACAACAGAAUCUACAACUACAGAAACAACUGUUCCUUUAAGUACAACUUUAGAAACAACAAUACUAUUAACAACUGAAACUACCAAGGCAUCAACAAUUGAGACCACACAGGUUAUAACAACAGACUCUAUAAUAUCAGAAACAAUAGUUACUUCCAAUAUAACUAUAGAUACAUUACCCUUAUCAACUGAAACUACCCUAUCACAACCAACUACAGAGACCAUAGUUCCCUCAACAAUCACAGAAUCUACAGCUUCCGAAACAACAACAGUUCCUUCUACUACUACUUCAGUAACAACUAUGCCCCCAACAAUUGAAAGUACCCCAGCACAAACCACAGUUUCCUCAACAACCACAGAAUCUACAACUACAGAAACAACAGUACCACCAUCAACUGAAACAAUCACAGCAGCAACAACUACAAUGGUUCCUACUGAGACCAUAGCUCCCUCAACAACCACAGAAUCUACAACUUCAGAAACAACAAUAGUUCCUUUCAGUACAACUUCAGAAACAUUACCCUCAUCAACUGAAACUACUCCAUUACCAACAACUACAGAGACCACAAUUCCCUCAACAACCACAGAGUCUACAACAUCAGAAACAGCAACAGUUACUUUCAGUACAACUUCAGAAAUAAUGGUACCCUUAACAACUGAAACUACCCAGGCAUCAACAACUGAAACCACAGUUUUCUCAACAACCACAGAGUCUACAACAUCAGAAACAACAGUUACUUCAAGUAAAACUUCAGAAACAUUAGCUUCAACAUCUCAAAAUAUCCCAACUCCAACCACUACAGAGACCACAAUUCCAUCAACAACCACAGAGUCUACACCAGAAACAGCAACAGUUCCUUCCAGUACAACUUCAGAAAUAACGGCACCAUUAACAACCCAGUCAUCAACUAGUGAAACCACACAAGUUUUAACCACAGAAUCUACAACUUUAGAAAUAACAGUUGCUUCCAGUACAACCUUAGAAACAACAGUGUCCUCAACAACUGAAACUGUUCCAGCAUCAACUACAGAGACCACAGUUUACUCAACAACCACAGAAUCUACAACUUCUGAAACAACAUAUCCUUCAAGCACAACUUCAGAAACAACAUUACCCUCAUACCCUGAAACAACUCCAGCACCAACAACUACAGAGACCAUAGCUCCCUCAACAACCACAGAAUCUAUAACUUUAGAAUCAACAACAGUUCCUUCCACACUGACAACUCUAGAAAGCACAGUUCCCUGGACAACCACACAAUCUAAAACUUUAGAAACAACUGUUUCUUUAAGUACAACUUCAGAAACAACAACACCCUUAACACCUGAAACUACCCAGGCAUCAACAACUGAGACCACACAGGUCUUAUUCAAAGAAUCUACAAAAGCAGAAACAACAGUUGCUUCCAGUAUAACUUCAGAAACAAUAUUACCUAUAACAACUUCAACUACCCAGACAUCAACAAUUGAGACCACACAGGUCUUAAUCACAGAAUCUAUAACAUCAGAAACAACAAUAACUUCCAGUACAAUUUCAGAUACAACAGUACCCUCAUCAACAGAAACUACCCCAUCACCAACAACUACAUAUUUCAUAUUUCCCUCAACAAUCACAGAAUUUACAACUUCCAAAACAACAGGUCCUUCUAGUACAACUUCAGAAACAACUGUGCUUUCAAUAACUGAAAGUACCCCAGCACAAACCACAGUUCCCUCAACAACCGCAGAAUCUACAUCAGAAAUAACAACAGUUCCUUCUAGAAUAACUACAGUACCCAAAACUAUGGAAACUAUCCCAGCACUAACAACUACAGGGACCACAGUUUCCUCAAUAACCACAGAGUCUACAACAUCAGAAACAAAAACAUUUUCUUACAGUGCAACUCCAGAAACAACAGCAUCCCAAACAACUGAAACUUCAGCAACUAAAAAGAUCACAGUUCCCUCAACAAUUGAGAACAAACAGGUAUCAACCACAGAGUCUACAACAUCAGUAACAACAAUUCCUUUCAGUACACACUCACAAACAACAGUAACCUCAACAACUGAAAGUAACCUAGCACCAACAUCUUCCGAAAGCACAGUUUCCUCAACGACCACAGAAUCUACACUAUCAGAAACAGUUCCCUUUAGUACAACUUCAGAAAUAACAUUACCCUCAAUUACUGAAACUGCCCAAGCACUGGCAUCUAUAGAGAGCACAGUUCCUUGGACAACCACAGAAUCUACAACUUCAGAAACAACUGUUUCUUUAAGUACAACUGAAAGUAUCCCUGCACAAACAACUAUAGAGACCAUAGUUACCUCAACAAUCACAGAUUAUACAACCUCCGAAACAGCAAGAGUUCCUUCCAGUACAACUUCAGAAACAACUGUGCCCUUAACAACUGAAAGAACUCUAGCACCAAUAGCUACAGAGAGCACCGUUCCCUCAACAACCAUAAAGUCAACAAUAUCAGAAACAACAAUAGUUCCUUCCAAUACUACAUCAGAAACAACAUUACCCUCUUUAUCUGAAACUACCCUGGCACAAACAACUGCAGAGACCACAGUUAUAUUGACAAACACAGACUCAACAACAUCUGAAACAACAACAGUUCCUGCAAAUAUAACUUCAGAAACAUUACCCUCAACUUCUAAAACUACCUCAGCACAAACAACUGCAACAUCUCAAACAACAACAGUUCUUUUCACUACACCUUCAGAAACAACUGAAACUUCAGCAACUACAGAGCACACAGUUCCAUCAACAAUUGAGAACACAUUGAUAUCAAGCACAGAGUCUACAACAUCAAUGACAACAAUUCCUUUCAGUACAAACUCAGAAACAACCAUUCCCUCAACAACUGAAACUUCCCCAGAACCAACAGCUACAGAGAGCACAGUUCCCUUGACAAACACAGACUCGACAACAUCAGAAACAACAACAGUUCCUUAUAGUACAACAUCAGAAACAACAUUACCCUUAACAACCAAAACUACCCAGGCAUCAAAAACUGAGACCACUCAAGUCUUAGCCAGAGAAUCUAUCACAUUAGAAGCAACAACAAUUGCUUCCAGUAUAACUUCAGAAACAACAUUGCCCUCAACUACUGAAACUACCCCAUCAAUUACAACUAUAGAGAGUAUAGUUCCCUUGACAACCACAGAAUCUACAACUUCAGAAUUAACUGUUCAUUUAAAUACAACUUUCAAAACCACAAUACCCUUUACAAAUGAAACUCCCCAGGUUUCAACAACUGAGAUCACACAGGUCUUUACCACAGAAUCUACAACAUCAGAAACAACAGUUGCUUCCAGUACAACUUCAGAAACAAUAGUACUCUCAACAAAUGAAAGUACUCCAGUACAAACAACUUUAAAGUCCACAGUUCCCUCAAAAACAACAGAUUCAGAAACAAUUGUUCCUUCGAGUACAACUUCAGAAAAAAUAUUACCCUCAUCAACUGAAACUACCUCAGCACCAACAACUACAGAGACCAUAGGUCCCUCAACAAUCCCAGAAUCUACAACUUCAGAAAUCACAACAGUUCCUUCUAGUACUUUGGAAACUUUGGAAACAACUGUACAUUCAACUGUACAUUUAACAACUAAAAAUACCCCAGUUAAAAAACCUAUAGAGACCACAGUUCAAUCAACAACCACAGAGUCUACAAUAUCAGAAACAAUAAUAGUUCCUUCCAGUACAUCAGAAACAACAUUGCCCUCUUUAACUGAAACUACCAUAGCACCAACAACUACAGAUACUACAGUUCCCGCGAUGACCACAGAAUCUACAACAUCAGAAAUAGCAAUAGUACCUUCCAGUACAACUUCAGAAACAACAGUACCUUCAACAACAGAAACUACCCAGGCAUUAAAAAAAGAGACCAAACAAGUCUUAGCUACACAAUCUACCACAUUAGAAAAAUCAGUUGCUUCAGAAACAACAUUAGCCUCAACAACUGAAACUACCCCAGCAUCAACAUCAACAGUUUCUUCCAGUACAACUCUCGAAACCACUGAAUCUACCCACGCCUCAACAACCAUAGAAUCUUCAACAUCAGAGACAGCUGUUCCUUCCAUUACAACUUCAGAAACUACAGUAGCUUUAACAACUGAAACUAUUCAGGCAUCAACAAUUGUAGAAACUACAGUUCCCUUAAUAACUGGUAUCACACAGGUCUCAAAAACCACAGAGUCUAUAACACCAGAAACAACAACAGUCCCUUCCAGUACAACUUCAGAAACUACAGUAAUAACAACAAUUGAAACUACCCAGGCAUCAACAACUACAGAGAUCACUGGUCCCUCAACAACUGAAACUACCCAGGCUUCAACAACCUCAGAAUCUGCCACAUCAAAAACAACAACUGUUCCUGCUUCUUCAGAAACAACAGUACUAAUAACAAUUGAAACUACCCAAUCAUCAACUACAGAGACAACUGUUCUUUCAACAACUGAAACUACCCAGGCCUCAACAACCACAGAAUCUACAACAUCAAACAUAACUGUUCCUGCAACUUCAGAAAUUACAGUAUCCUCAACUAUUGAAACUACCCAGGUAUCAAGGUCUACAAAGACCACACAGGACUCAACAGCCACAGAAUCACCAGCAUCAACAUCAGAAACAACAACAGUUCCUUCAAUGACUGAAACUACAUCUCUUACAAACCCCACAGUAGAAACUCAAACACCUGCUGCAUUUUCAACCUCUGCAGGAACUACAUCUGGGUUUACAACAGUGGAAACAACAGUUCCUUCCAGUACAACUUCAGAAAUGACAUUACCAUCAACAACUGAAACUACCCAUACAUCAACAACUACAGAGAGCACAGUUCCCUUAGCAACUGAGACCACACAGGUCUUAUCUACAGAAUCUACUACAUCAGAAACAACAACAAUUGCUUCCAGUACAACUUCAGAAAUGACAAUACCCUCAACAACUGAAACUCCCCCAGCAUCAACAACUACAGAGAUCACAGUUCCCUCAAUAACCACAGCAUUUACAACAACAGAAUUUUCAAUAUUAGAAACAUCAACAAUUCCUUCCAGUACAACUUCAGAAACAACAUUACUCUUAACAACUGAAACUACCCAGGCAUCAACAACUACAGAGACCUCUGGUUCCUCAACAACUGAGACCACACAGGUGUCAACAAAAUCAGAAAUAACAGCAGUUCCUUCCAGUACAAAAUCUGAAACAACAGUAGCCUCAACCAGUGAUACUACCCAGGUAUCAAAAACUACACAGAUCACUGUUCCUUCAACAACUAUGACCACACAGACAUCUACAACAACAAAAUCGACAUCAGAAACAGCUAUAGUUCCUUUAAGUACAACUUCAGAAACAACAGUUUCCUCAACAACUGAGACCACACUGGCCUCAAAGUUGAACACACAGGCCUCAACAAAUAAAGAAUCAACAACAUUAGAAACAACAACAGUUACUUCUAGUACAGCUUUAGAAAUUAAAGUUCCCUCAACAAAUUUUUUAAUGACAACACAAGCCAUAACAACUAUAAAGAAUACAACAGUGCUUUCCACAACAUCAGAAGCUAACCCUUCAAUCACAACUGUAGUAAUGACAGCUCCAUCAGCAACUGGAACUCCAGUGGCCUUAACCACUACAGAAUAUCCAACAACAGUUACAUCAGACAAAAUUACAGUUUCAUCAAGCAGAACUGCAGAAACAACAGUUGCAUCAACAACUGAGACAACAGAAGGACCAAAUGCUAAACAAACAACAGUUAUUUCAACAUUAGAAACAACAACAGUACCAUCAAGCACAGUUACAGAAAUAACAGAGGUCUCAGCAACCACAACACCUGCAACAGCCACUUCAAUAAUAUCUGAAACAACCAUUUCUACAGUUGAAAAACCAAUAAUAACUCAAUCAAACACAAUUGCAGAAACAAUAGUUUCAUCAACAAAUGAGACAACAGAUGGAACAACUACAGAACAAAAUACAGUGUUGUCAACAUUAAAAACAAUAACAGUACCAUCAAGCGUAGCUACAGAAAUAACAACAGAGGCCUCAACACCCACAACACCUACAUCAGGCAUUUUAAUAAUAUCAGAGUUGACAACAGUUUCUAUAGGCACAAAUUCAGUGCCCUCAACCACUGAAGCUACUUAUGCCUCAACAUCCACAGCUGUAACAAUUCCAUCAACAUCAGUGUUAUUAACAACUUUGGAACCAGCAACAGUGGUUUCUACAGCGGAAACAACAACAAUAAUAAUUCCACCAAGCACAACUGCAGAAACCACAGUCUCAUCAACAAUUGAGACAAUAGAGGGACCAACUACAGAACAAACUGUGGUUUCAACAUUAGAAACAACAACAGUUCUAUCAAGCACAGCUGCAGAAAUAACAACAGAGGCCUCAACAACCACAGCACCUACAACAACCACUUCAAUUAUAUCGGAAACUACAACAGUUUCUUUAGGCACAACUUCAUUACCUGCAACCACCAAAACUUCUUAUACCGCAGCAUCCACAGCUACAGCAGUUCCAUCAACAUCAAUGAGAAUAACAACUUUGGAAUCAGGAACAGUGGUUUCUAAAGCUGAAACAACAAGUAUUAUAAUUCCAUCAAGCACAGCUACAGAAACCACAGUUUCAUCAGCAACUGAGACAACAAAGGGAUCAAUUACAGAACAAACAACAGUGUUUUCAACAUUAGAGACAACAACAGUUCCCUCAAGUACAGCUACAGAAAUAACAGCAGAGGCCCCAACAACUACAGCACCUACAACAGCCAUUACAAUAUCAGAAAUGACAACAGUUUCUUUAGGCACAACUUCAGUACCCUCAAACACCAAAACUACUUAUGCCUCAACAUCCACAGCUGUAACAAUUCCAUCAACACCAGUGACAUUAACAACUUUGGAAUCAGCAACAGUGGUUUCUAAAGCUGAAACAACUAUAAUAGGUGCAUCAAGCACAACUGCAGAAACCACAGUUUUAUCAACAAAUAAAAUAACAGAGGGUCCAACUUCAGAACAAAAAAUAAUGGUUUCAACAUCAGAAACAACAACAGUUCCCUCAAGCACAGCUACAGAAAUAACAACAGAGGCCCCAACAACCACAGCACCUACAACAGCUACUUCAAUAUCGGAAAUGACAACAGUUUCUUUAGGCGCUACUUCAUUACUUUCAACCAGCGCAAUGGCAUUAACCGCUUUGGAAUCAGCAACAGUGGUUUCUACAGCUGAAACAGCAUUGAGCACAACUGCAGAAACCACAGUUUCACCAACAAUUGAGAUAAUAUUGAGACCAACUACAGAACAAACUACAGUGGUUUCAACAUUGGAAACAACAACAGUUCCAUCAAGCACAGCUACAGAAAUAACAACAGAGGCCUCAACAACCACAGCAUCUACAACAGCCACUUCAAUAAUAUCUGAAACAACAACAGUUGCUUUGGGCACAACUUUAGUACCAUUGACCAUUGAAACUACUUAUGACUUAACAUCCACAGCUACAACAGUUCUAUCAACAACAGUGACAUUAACAACUUUGGAAUUGGCGACAGAAGUUUCAACAGCAACUACAGAAACAUCUACCAUGUCUUCAACAUCAACAAUUUCUCCAACUGCUAUGGAAACCACAGGCUCAACAGCAACUGAAAAAAUGUCAGUGACUUCAGUGACACUAGAGACUUUAACAAUCACAGAAAGUAAAACAAUGCUAUCAACAAUAGCAGACACAAGCACAUUUCUUAAAACUACACAGGCCUCAACAUCUACAGAAAGUACAAUGUCAGAAAUAAUUCCUACAAGUGACACUGCUGAAACCACAAGGUCAUCAGCAGGUGCAACUACAGAAGCAACAACAGCAACUAAAGCUGUAAUGGUUUCAACAACAUCAGAAACCGUAACAGUUCCAACAAGCACAAUCACAGUGGUAUCAUCAACUAUAAUACCUACAACAUCCAUUUCAACAACAUCUGAAACAACAGCAGUUCCUUCAGGCACAACAGUACCCUCAAUCACUGAAACUACACAUGUCUCACUAUCAACAGUGGGUACAGCAGAAAUAACUCCUUCAAGCAGAACUACAGAUAGUAUGAAUGCAUUAAUAACUGGAACUACAGAGGCCUCAGCAACCACAAAAGCUACAACAGCAGCUUUCACAAUAUCAGAAACAACAGGUCCUACAACAGUACUUUCCACAUCUAUUACCGAAACAAAUACAUUUAGCGAAACUGCACAGACUGUCAGAACAACAGAAACUGCAGUCCCAUCAGUUAUUGAAACUAGAGAAGCUGUAACAAAUAUACAGUCAACAGCAAUGGUUUCCCGAACAUCUGAGGCACCAAUAGUCCCUUCAAGAAGUUUAACUACAGAAUCAUUAGGAACUAUAGAAACUGCAACUUUAGAAACUAUAAUUGCGUCAUCAAUUCAAACUACUCGAGCUACAACAACUGGAGCAACAAUGGUUCUUGCAACAACACUGGAGACUGCAGCUGUGCCUUUGAAAACAACUGUAAUCGUAGAAUCUUCAUUAUUUACCACAUUAACCCCACCAACGUUAGCAGAGGCUGGAACAACACCUGUAACAGCAAUAGAAACACAGACAUCUGCAGCUGCAUCAUCUACACCAGCAGGGACUGUAUCUGGGGUUACAGCAGUGGAAACAACAACUUUACCCAUUACAAAUGCAGCAGCAGGAUCUCAGGCAUCAUCAACUCCUUUAUCAGCUGGAGUCAAUACAACUACCAUCCAAACAUUAUCUACACCUGCACCAACAAAAACAGUAAUGAGUACAGCAGGAACUACAAAUUUACCCACUGUAAGUAAAGCACUAGGAACUCAGACAUCAUCUACUUCACCAGCUGGAGUUAAUAUAACUACCACCAAAACAUUAUCUACACCUGCACCAACAAAAACAGUAAUGAGUACAACAGGAACUACAACUUUACCCACUGUAAGUAAAGCACUGGGAACUCAGACAUCAGCUACUUCAUCAGCUGGAAUUAAUGCAACUACCAUCAAAACAUUAUCUACACCUGCACCAACAAAAACAGUAACGAGUACAGCAGGAACUACAACUUUACCCACUGUAAGUAAAGCACUGGGAACUCAGACAUCAGCUACUUCAUCAGCUGGAGUUAUUACAACUACCAUCAAAACAUUAUCUACACCGGCACCAACAAAAACAGUAACGAGUACAGCAGGAACUAGAGCUUUACCCUCUGUUACGGCACUGGGGACAUCAGCUACUUCAUCUGGAAUUAAUACAACUACCACCAAAACAUUAUUUACACCUGCACCAACAAAAACAGUACCAAGUACAGCAACAGGAACUACAGCUUUACCCAUUGUAAGUACAGCACUGCGAACUCAGACAUCAGCUACUUCAUCAACUACCAUCAAAACAUUAACUACACCUGCACCAACAGCAGUGGUUGAGCCUCCUGUGAAUGCGAUCACCCAAUCUCCAGUGCAAGGAGUCCAAACAGAAGACAUAACUAUUAAUUGCACCUUCACUAGCUUGAUAUAUUCUAAUGAUUUCGGUACACGAAAUUCUACAGCAUUCAACUCUACUGCUACUUAUAUAAUUUCCUUGCUGGAUGACGCCUUCAAGAAAAGCACAAUCAGCAGCAAAUAUAGGAAUUGUAAAAUUGAUAACUUUAUGCUUGCUCCACUGGGCACCAAAGUAAAUUCUGUCUGCAGCAUCAACAAAGAAACAACUGGACACCAGUUUGACAAAGUGGUCUUCUAUGGAGAGCUUGAAGAUGUAACAAACAAUGUGACAAUUUGGGGAAAAUACACACUUGACAAGAAUAGUCUUUUUGUUAAUGGCUACCAGAAACCUAUUAUAAUAACAACUUUAAUGCCGACUACAACAGCCAAGCCAACUACAACAACAACCACACCAACUACAACAACAACCACACCAACUACAACAAAGACAACCACACCAACUACAACCACUAAAACAACUGUAACAACAUCCAAAACUCCUGUGCUGAUAUUUGGGCCAAAGCAAUUCUUCUUGAAUUUUACCAUCACCAACCUCUUCCACACCACCACCCUAGAUAACAAGGAUUCGGACAAUUACAGCCUUAACAAAAACAAUAUUGACAAACUGUUGAAUCUAGUCUUUAAUAACAGCAUUCUAAAGGACCGCUUUAAAAACUGCACUGUUACUGCAUUCAGGCCAACUCCAAAAUCACUUUACACCACUACUGAAGCAAUGUGCACCUUCGAUGUUGAUCUUUUGGCCAAGGUCAUUGAUGAUCAAUUCAUUAAAGAUGUUUUCUUUAAUGGAACAAAAGAUGGAAUCACCCUGGGCAAUUAUACUUUGGACAAAACAAGCAUAAAUGUUGCCGGUUACACUCCAGAACAACCAACCACUCAAGCCCCUACCACCAUCAUGACUAUAACAACUACCACAGUUCAAUCAAUUGCUCCAGGAGAUAAACGCUAUGACAUCAGUUUUACCAUUUAUAAUGAUUAUGUGCCCAGUGAUCCUGUAGAGUUUGAAAAGAAGAAAUUGAGCAUAGAAGAAGAGAUGAAUAAGCUUUACCGGAAUAGUCCCCUCGGCAAAAAAUUUAAAUUCUGCAAAGUUUCAGCAAUGAGAAAUGGAUCCAUUAUUCCUUUAUGUGGGUGUUACUUUGAAGAUGACCCAACAGUAACAUUAGACAGUGUGAGGAAAGAGUUUUACGAUGGGAUCAUAAAUGGAACUCUCCUGGGACCAUUCUUUAAGAUUAAGGACAUUUCCAUUCAGGAAAUUUCCUCAACAAAUGAAUUACCGUUUUGGGCCAUUAUCCUUAUAUGCCUGGCAGUUCUUUUAGGCCUCAUAUUGCUUUUCCUUGUUAUCUUCCUGCUGGUAUUUUGCCUACGGAAACGAAAAGGCUCUUUUGAUGUAACAGAUAGUAUUUAUGGAACCUAUUUCCCUCACCUGGACAUGCGAAGGUUAUACUGAUGGAUUUUCAGACUACACCUAGUAUUUAUAAAACCUAGCAACAUGUGUUUUAUCCCCUGAAGGACUGAAAUCAACAAUUAUAGAUGACAAAACUGAAUUGUUAUAUAUACUACAUUGUUAAUCGCUAACCCUUGAAACAACAGCAGCCCUCUCUUUAAAUUCUACCUCUGCAACUUUAAAAUUCCAAGUGAAUAAUGCUUGAAAGACAGGGGCUUAUAGAGAAGGUUAACUGUGCCAUACUCAGGAACCACUCAGGAAAUGCUGCUUUUACAGACAUCAAGCUGGUUCGCUGGCGGUCUGGCUUAGAUGAUUGUGCGUUGGCACUUAUAGAAUAAUUGCACUAUUUAACCAAGUCCCACUGAGGUCCAUACAAAUGUAUUUAUUUAUAGAUGGAUAAUUGUAUUUUCUAGACUUUAUUAAUAUAUUGUGAGAUUUUGCCAACUUAGGGAGUGUCUGAGGUUUGUGGGAUGAAUACUUCAUAUAUUCAUACCUCUCAACUUCAUUUUAGUCAUUCACUUUGACACAUAUUCAGUACAGUAAAGCACAUUUCAUAUAAUCAGUUGAAUGCAUGUACAGCCAGCACGAAGAAAUGCAAGGGAAAUUAUAACCCUAGCUUUAUGAUUUCUCCAUCGUUUAAUGUUAAAUCACACAUUACUUCUUCAUUCAUCAAGAAUAUACCCACUGUUUAAGCAUACGUUAUACAUGUAAGAAUAAGCUGUAGGAGGACAUUACUACAUACUGUGGAAUAUGGUGUUCAGGUGGAUCAUCUGAUUUAUCUUAUUUCCAGUUCCAUUCUACAUUCGCCUAUUCUUCUUUUAGUGAAAUAUUUCAAGGAAAAGGGUGUCAAAAGAGAACACCCAGCCCUAUAAUCAAGUUAUUUCACAACUGUGUGCAUGCAGCUGUUUAACACUUGUGGAUGUGCUUCCUAUUUCUUUUAAGUAAUCAUAUUAUUAUAUACAGUAGAUCAAAUGUUUAUGGGAAAGUUAGUUUUAAUACCUGCUCAUCUGCAGGUUGAGAGUUAUGUUUAGGCUUGUUCAGGGCCGUCAUCAGAAAUCUUGGAGGGGCCAAUACAACAACAUGCCCCCCCUCCCCCUUUUUAAGCACAAAUGGGACCCUGAUAUUCUACUGCUUGCACCACUGCUGGGGGCCAGAGCCAAGAUUUUACUGCAUAAUAAAAAAAGACAAAUGAAAGUAUUGCUGCCAAUGGCCUUAAAAGUUGCUGCUUUCUCUACAGCAGUCCCGGCUGCCCCCACUGAUGGCGGCCAUGGACAUUAUGAAAUGUAGCAUUCAGAGGCUCCACUGCCAGAAAAUGGGCCUAUUUUAACAUCCUAUAACCGGCCUCUCUAUACAUUUGGCUCUUUACAUGCUUUGCUUAUAUUUAUUAAACUUGUAUUUAUGGUGUCAGUGUUAUAUAAAUAUAGUACUCUCUCAAAAAAAAUAUUUGAUCAUUCAAAAUAUUUAUAUUUAAAACUGUAAUUUUUAACAAAUAUCAUUGUAUUUUCAACACUUUUGAUUAAAAUGUGGUAAUAAAUUUAUUUUUGAAAUCAUUA
Molecule: messenger RNA, 36392 nt
Organism: Xenopus laevis (African clawed frog)
Lineage: Eukaryota; Metazoa; Chordata; Amphibia; Anura; Pipidae
Product: mucin-16
Exons: 45
Coding region: 94-34842 (11582 amino acids)
Source: RefSeq, a predicted model, not a curated record